AUGCAAUCUUACGGUACUUAUAUUGCAAACUCAACUUCUUUCGAUAAUGGAACUGCUACCACUACCAGUGAUAUUACUGCAAGCUCAUCAUCGAUCCAGUUUUCAUUAACUGAGGAAGAAGCAACCCCUUCUGCUACCUCCUCAGAAGCUUCAAGUAUUCCAAAUUCUCCUGUAUCAACUACUUCUUCAACUUUGGCAUCGCAGGCUACCGGUGAUGCUAAGACGGGCAGAGGAACUUUCUACGAGGUUGGAAAUGAUAAUUGCGGGACUUCUUCAACCGAUGAAGAUCUUGUUUGUGCUAUCGCCAAAUCAUUGUACGAUAGUAGUGCAAGUUCCGAUUCUAUCUCAACUUAUUGUGGUGAAUAUAUUACCGCCAACUAUGAUGGAAAGUCUGUUCGUGUUAAAGUCGUGGAUUCUUGUGAAUCUUGUGCUGAAACGGAUUUGGACUUUUCACCAUCGGCUUUCCAGCAAUUGGCAGAUUUAGAUAUCGGCGUUAUUGAAAUUACUUGGAACUGGGAUUAA
Messenger RNA from Brettanomyces nanus, 522 nucleotides. RefSeq lists its product as uncharacterized. The transcript has 2 exons. The record is from RefSeq and is a predicted model, not a curated record. NCBI's taxonomy places the organism in Eukaryota, Fungi, Ascomycota, Pichiomycetes, Pichiales, Pichiaceae. The coding region runs from base 1 to 522 and encodes 173 amino acids.